Arabidopsis lyrata subsp. lyrata is the source of this 664-nucleotide messenger RNA. RefSeq lists its product as uncharacterized. The transcript has 4 exons. Bases 275 to 664 code for a protein of 129 amino acids. The record is from RefSeq and is a predicted model, not a curated record. Lineage: Eukaryota; Viridiplantae; Streptophyta; Magnoliopsida; Brassicales; Brassicaceae.
CCCAAUUUUUUUGAGUUUGCAAAAUAUUCUGUCAUUAAGAGGAGGCUUUUGGAGGCAAAUCGUCCCUUUGGUGUGUCACAUUCUUUUUAUUAGCUAAUCUCAUUUUUGGUUUCUAUUAUUGUUUGAAGUAUCUUUAGUUUUUUAUUUGUUAGAUGUUCUGUGUUGUUAGAAACCUCUUAUGUCUCUAUUGGUAUGAUUUGUAGUGAUAUGUGUUCUUUUUGUGAGUUUGCUAGAUUUAUGUGGAGUUGUGGUCUAUGUGUCCGAAAUUAAAAGGAUGACUUAUGUUCCCGGAGAGUAUGAUGCAAGUACUGCAUGCAAUUAUCUAUAUUUCCGUCUCAUGGAUCAGAAAGGUAGGGAGCUGCCAUGUUUUGCGCUUGGUCAUUAUGCUGCUGAUUUUAUGAAUGUGUGGACAAGCCGAGGCUACCAGGCUUCAUUCCGUUAUCAACCUGUUUUCUGUGUGUUGCGUUUCUGGAAAGUCGAUGAGUUCAUGGGUGAACCUUCUAUCUCCACCAGAAUUGGUUGUUCUAAGAUAUAUCUUGAGCCAACAUUACCGGAGAUCAAGGACUUGAGGAUGAUGUCUGUUUUCAUAGCUAGGAUAACAUGGGCUAUUGAAGAAGGUGAGGAUUGUGAUGACGACGGUGAAGUUGUUGAUCAGAAUUCUUAA